UUAUUUUGUUUGUUGGAGUGUUAGCGUUAGUGGACCAGUUGCAGUAUGCGAUUCUUCUUCGAUUUUCCCUCCCCACUCUUUCCUCAGAUUCCUUUAACCAUCUCUACAAAUUUCCCAUCGCUUCCUCAAUCAAACCAAAACCAAUUUCUUCUUCCGCAAUGCAUAUGUUCUAGCAUUUGCCAUGGAACACGGCUCUCUACGUUCCCCCCUGUAAUCCGAAAUACUUGUACCCGCGAUUUUUGAGAGAUGGCAUCGUCUGAAUUCACGGAUUGGGUGUUCGAUUACGGCGCGAUUGAGGACAUCCCUGUCCCCGGCGGCGACCUACCUUCACUGGAUCUUCCUGCUUUCACUUUGCCUUCUCGCGAUUUCACUGCCUCCUUCAGGGCAGAUUUUGAUGAGCAACUUGAAAUGCCAGACGACAUAAAGGAAUCUGGAUCCAGAAAAAGGAUGAGCAGCUCUGGAUCAAAUGCAUUUGGGUCCAAGGCACAUAAAGAGAAAAUGCGAAGGGAUAAACUAAAUGACAGGUUUCUGGAAUUGAAUUCCAUCCUCAAUCAUGGAAGGCCUCCCAAAAUUGACAAGUCUGCUAUUUUGGGUGAUGCAGUUCGAAUGAUCAUACACCUAAGGGAUGAGGCUCAGAAGCUUAAGGAAUCUAAUGAGACUUUUCUGGAGAAGAUCAAUGAAAUGAAGGCUGAAAAGAGUGAACUACGAGACGAGAAACAGAGGCUGAAAGAAGCAAAAGACAACCUUGAACAGAAAAUGAAGGCGUUCAAUACACAACCAAGCUUCUUGCCUCACCCUCCUGCAUUUUCUUCUCCAAAUCAGGUUGUUGGAGGCAAGUUGGUACCUGUGAUCGGAUAUCCCGGAGUAUCGAUGUGGCAGUUCAUGUCUCCGGGCACCAUCGAUACAUCGCAAGACCACGUUCUUCGGCCACCAGUUGCCUGAGUUGUCGGAGUUCAUUACUUCACCGGCUUUGCUUUUGAAUGAGAGGAUUCCUAUGUAUUUUCAAGAUAGAAUUGGCUGAAUAUCUGUUUUGUUAAACAAGUUUCUGCUGAUCAAAAUCAAUGCAGGUCUGCUACAAUAACGGUAUUCACCAAUUCUGGAAUCUUAUUUCCUUUCUUCAUCUUCUCCUUCUGUUUGGGUUCUUGCCCAACUGUUCUUCAGCAGCUGACAUUUCUGUAGAGAUUUUGUGAAAUAACCAACUAUUUUCCUCGUCUUCCAAAGACGUCUAAAAGGAAGAACUUUUUAGAUCAUCUUGAUGACAGGUCUUAGGAUUAUGAAUUUCAAAGAUGAUUGGAUUAA
This is a messenger RNA of Cucurbita maxima (winter squash), 1299 nucleotides long. Its product is annotated as transcription factor ILR3-like. Gene Ontology annotation, molecular function: protein dimerization activity; DNA-binding transcription factor activity. Bases 247 to 942 code for a protein of 231 amino acids. The record is from RefSeq and is a predicted model, not a curated record. Gene Ontology annotation, biological process: intracellular iron ion homeostasis; regulation of DNA-templated transcription. The transcript is spliced from 5 exons. Lineage: Eukaryota; Viridiplantae; Streptophyta; Magnoliopsida; Cucurbitales; Cucurbitaceae.